AUGUCGAAGCCGGAUACAGAGGUUGGCAAACAUGGCCACCACAGCCUCGGCCACAAGCUCGCGCACCCCUUCCAUGAGAUGAAAGAGAAGUUUGAGGAUGCCCUGGAGGAAACCCAUCUGAAAGACCUCAAGGUCUCACUCAUUCACAAGAAGCAUAAAAUUGGCAAGUUUGCGAACUUGUUCAACCCACAACAUCGUCACGAUGAGGAGCACGAGAAGGCUUGUGACGAUAAGCGGACCAAGAUUGGCGAGGAGCACCGCUUCCAGUCAUACUUCCCUGAGCGCGACGGAAACAUGAUCAAAUGGUACGUGGAUGGCCUCGACUACUUCUGGGCCGUAUCAGAAGCCCUUGAUCGUGCCAAGGAGACAAUCUAUAUCGCCGACUGGUGGCUGUCUCCUGAGCUGUUCUUGCGCAGACCACCUUACUACAACCAGGAGUGGCGACUGGACCAGGUCUUGAAGCGACGUGCAGAGGCCGGCGUCAAGAUCUUUGUCAUCGUCUACCGCGAGGUGGAGGCUGCUCUCACAUGCAACUCGGAGCAUACCAAGCACGCGCUCCAGGCUCUGUGCCCGGAAGGCUCCCCUGGCUAUGGCAACAUCAAGGUCAUGCGCCACCCCGAUCAUAACGUGCUCGAGAACGCCGCAGACAUGACAUUCUACUGGGCCCAUCACGAGAAGUUUAUUGUCAUUGACUACGAGAUGGCAUUCAUUGGCGGCCUGGAUCUGUGCUUUGGUCGGUGGGAUGCCCACCAGCAUCCAUUGGCUGAUCUCCACCCAGAGGGCAUCAACAACGAGAUCUGGCCUGGCCAGGACUUCAACAACAACCGUGUGAUGGACUUCAAGGAUGUCCAGGACUGGAAGAGCAACGAGCUCAGCAAAGUAGACUACGGCCGUAUGCCCUGGCACGACGUCGCCAUGGGUGUCAUUGGUCCAUGCGUGUACGAUAUCGCCGAGCACUUCGUCUUGAGGUGGAACUUUGUCAAGCGCGACAAAUACAAGCGUGACGAGCGAUUUGACUGGAUGGAGCUCCGUGGCCGAGAGGGUGAUAACGAGGAUCUCGUUGGCGUGCAGCGGCCGAAACACCCUGUGGGCGACUAUGUCCUCCAUCCUCUGUCGCCGAUGGAGACCAAGAAUCUUGACAAUCGAGGAACACUGCACGCUCAGAUAGUUCGCUCGAGCGCAGAUUGGUCGAGCGGAAUCCUUACCGAGCACUCUAUCCAGAACGCUUAUUCCGAGAUCAUCAGGAAGGCCGAGCAUUUUGUCUAUAUUGAAAAUCAGUUCUUCAUUACAGCCACAGGCGACCAGCAACUGCCCAUCCGCAACACCAUCGGCCGCGCCAUCGUCGAAGCCUGUGUGCGUGCGGGCAAGGAGGGCCGCAAGUUCCGUGUCAUUAUCGUCAUCCCCGCCGUUCCCGGAUUCGCCGGUGACCUGCGCGACGAUGCGGCGAUAGGCACUCGGGCUAUUAUGGACUAUCAGUACAAGUCGAUCUGUCGCGGCGAGCACUCCAUCUUCGGGCAGAUUCGUGCGGAGGGCGUCGACCCUACGAACCACAUCUUUUUCUUCAACCUUCGCAGCUACGACAGACUGAACAAGACCCCUGCGGUCGUGAAGCAGGAGCAGGAGUCUGGUAUCAAGUAUCAGGAGGUCCAACGCGCCGAAGCCGAGGAGAUCAUGGGCUCUGGCAUCCAUGGAACUACAGAUGCUGAGGGUGGACGGGAUAAGCAUAUGGGGCAGAAGCUCGGGGACUCCGACCAGAAGAAGUCUCAGAUCGACAAGGAGAAUGCUGAGGAGGAGCACAAGUCAGAUGCGGCAGAGGAACAGACUGACAAGAAGAGAAAGUUCGAAGCAGCGAAGCAGGAGGGUCAGGCGGAGACCAAAUCGGAUGCCAGUGUCGCUCAACAUGCGAUCGCGGGUACAGGCCCCGUGACGGAUCUGCAUUGGGACGGCGAUCCCAAGGAUGAGGUUGAAAAUUGGAUUCAAGAGGAGCUCUACAUCCAUGCCAAGCUGCUCAUUGCGGACGACCGCAUCGUCGUCUGCGGGUCAAGCAACCUCAACGAUCGCAGCCAGCUCGGCUACCACGACAGCGAGCUCAGCAUUGUUAUGGAGGACACAAAGAAGAUCCAGAGCACGAUGGAUGGCAAGCCGUACGAAGCUGGAUGGCACGCGGCCACUCUGCGGAGGUAUCUAUGGCGUGAGCAUCUUGGACUGUUGCCGGCGCAAGAUCUGGAUGCAAGCAACAGCGUUAAUGCGAAGCCGCCUGGGGAUGACACUCCCAACGACCCAUGGGACAAAGACGAUAGCUGGAACUUCGUCGAGGACCCCAUGAGCGACCAGGUCUGGGACACAUGGACGGGACAGGCGUCCAAGAAUACUGAGGUAUUCAGACAUUUGUUCCACGCCGAUCCGGAUGAUCAUGUCAAAACAUUCGAAGACUACGACAGGUUCCUGCCGUCAAAGGGCGUGAAGUCGGGACACAUCUUUGACCGCAUGAUGCCGCCGGAGGACGUGCGGGCCAAGCUCGAUCAGAUCAAGGGCCACCUGGUGUGGAUGCCACUGGACUUUUUGAAGGAGGCGAACAUGGCGGAGACGGGACUGCAGGUCAACCAGUUCACCGAGAGCGUGUAUACUUGA
This is a messenger RNA of Phaeoacremonium minimum UCRPA7, 2631 nucleotides long. RefSeq names its product putative phospholipase d p1 protein. The coding region runs from base 1 to 2631 and encodes 876 amino acids. The transcript is spliced from 4 exons. Gene Ontology annotation, biological process: intracellular signal transduction; phosphatidic acid biosynthetic process; cell motility. Gene Ontology annotation, molecular function: D-type glycerophospholipase activity. NCBI's taxonomy places the organism in Eukaryota, Fungi, Ascomycota, Sordariomycetes, Togniniales, Togniniaceae. The record is from RefSeq and is a predicted model, not a curated record.